AGGGAGCGGGCGGUGGGCAGCGGGCAGCGAGGCGGGCCCUGCGGGUUGGCGAGGCAGGCGAGGCUCCCCUUGGGCCCGGGCCGGACCAUGCCGAUCCUCCUCUUCCUCAUAGAUACGUCGGCCUCCAUGAACCAGCGCGCCUACCUGGGCACCAGCUACCUGGAUAUCGCCAAGGGCGCCGUCGAGCUCUUCAUGAAGCUGAGGGCGCGGGACCCGGCCAGCCGCGGCGACAGGUACAUGCUGGUCACCUUCGACGAGGCGCCCUUUUGCAUCAAGGCUGGAUGGAAGGAAAAUCACGCCACUUUUAUGAAUGAACUGAAAAACUUGCAAGCCUCGGGAUUGACGACUCUUGGACAGGCCCUGAGAUCAUCGUUCGACCUUCUGAACCUCAACAGAUUAGUGUCUGGAAUAGACAACUAUGGGCAGGGAAGGAAUCCUUUUUUUCUAGAGCCAUCUAUUUUAAUCACCAUCACAGAUGGAAACAAACUGACAAACACUUCUGGUGUUCAGGAAGAGCUUCACCUCCCUUUGAAUUCCCCGCUCCCUGGGAGUGAGCUCACCAAAGAACCCUUUCGCUGGGACCAGAGGCUCUUUGCCCUGGUGCUGCGCUUGGCUGGAGCCUCUUCAGUGGAACCCGAGCAGCUGGGGAGCGUCCCCACCGAUGACUCCGCCAUCACACAGAUGUGUGAAGUCACAGGAGGACGCUCAUAUUGUGUUCGGACACAACGAAUGUUGAACCAGUGUUUAGAAUCGCUCGCUCAGAAGGUUCAGAGCGGAGUUGUGAUUAAUUUUGAAAAAUCAGGACCAGAUCCAUCCCCCAUUGGGGAAGAUGGGCUUGUUGACCCCAUGAGGCCAGUCAACUCUUUUGGAUCUCAACCCUGGCACAGCUGCCAUAAGCUUAUCUAUGUGCGGCCAAACCCAAAAACAGGCGUUCCUGUUGGACACUGGCCAAUCCCUGAGUCUUUUUGGCCUGAUCAGAAUUCGCCAACCCUGCCACCCCGCACAGCCCACCCAGUGGUGAAGUUCUCCUGCGUGGAUUGCGAGCCCAUGGUGAUCGACAAGCUCCCGUUCGACAAGUAUGAGCUUGAGCCCUCACCGUUGACGCAGUACAUCUUGGAACGGAAGUCGCCUCAUGCGUGCUGGCAGGUUUUUGUGAGCAGCAGUGGCAAAUACAGUGAGCUGGACCACCCUUUUGGCUACCUGAAGGCCAGCACCACCCUCACCUGCGUCAACCUCUUUGUGAUGCCUUACAACUACCCUGUCUUGCUCCCGCUUCUAGAUGACUUUUUUAAGGUCCACAAACUUAAGCCCAGUAUGAAGUGGCGGCAAGCUUUGGACAACUACUUAAAAACCAUGCCUCCUUACUACUUGCUGCCAUUAAAGAAAGCCCUAAGGAUGAUGGGAGCUCCAAAUCUGAUAUCAGAUAAUUUAGAUUGUGGACUUAGUUACAGUGUUAUCUCUUACCUUAAAAAACUCAGCCAACAGACGAAAACGGAGUCGGAGCGGAUAAUCUCUUCGGUGGGGAAGAAGCCGCCCCAAGAGACGGGCAUUAAAGUCAAAAGCCACUCCAGCGGUCUCUCCUUGAUCCAGAGCCGGGAUUUCAAGCAGCUGCUUCAAGGCAUCUCGGGGGAAUCGCCGCUCAGGCUGCCUGAGAUGAGCGUGAAGGAAUUUGCUGGGUUCCAUAUAGGGCUCUUGAACAAGGAUCUGAAGCCGCAAGCCUACAGGAAUGCUUAUGAUAUUCCCCGGCGCAAUCUUCUGGACCAGCUGACCCGGAUGAGGACUAACCUUCUGAAAACACACAAGCUGAUUCUAGGCCAGGAUGAAGAUUGCCUUCACAGUGUCCCUGUGGCUCAGAUGGGGAAUUACCAGGAAUACCUGAAGUUGAUGCCUUCCCCACUUCGGGAAAUCGACCCCGACCAACCCAAAAGGCUCCAUACUUUUGGGAACCCUUUCAAGCAGGACAAGAAGGGAAUGAUGAUUGAUGAAGCGGACGAGUUUGUGGCCGGUCCCCAGAACAAGAUCAAGCGUCCCGGCGAGCCCAACACCCCAGCCUUCCUCAAGCGGAGGCGCAGCAUGUCUCCGCUUCUUCGGCGGCCCCAGUCUCCUCCCGUUGUGGCCAACCAUGUCGCGGGGAAGGGGCCUCUGGUCCCCGCAGGGUCCCCUGCCAACCCCRGCCUUAAAGCCGCACCAGCGUUCAAAGAUGCAAACAGCAAUAUGGUGCAAGAAGGCAAUGGGGAUAAGAAGUUGGAGACCCUCCAGUCGCCAGAGGGGCCGGGCGAAGGGCUACCCUCCCUCUUGGCUCCGGUGACCCCCACGAGGGAUGAGGACCUGACCAACGACGUAGACGCCUUUCCUGGAGAGUUGAACUGCCUCGGGGAGGACGGCCUGGACCACCGGCCGCUGACCAACUCCCUUUCCGCUCGGAGCCCAGUGAACUACAGCGAUGCUGCGGCCGAGGACCCGAAGCUCACGGUGGAGCUGCCCUCGGGGACGGUCCCCAACUCUGUGAAGAUCACACCCAGCAUGUUUGAAGGCAACAAUGAAGUGAUCAAGAUCAAAGUCAUGAAGGAGGUCCGCAAGCCCGGGAGAAACUAUGAGAAAAUAUUUUCUCUGCUUGAAGAAGUGCAAGGCCCCGCUGCUGUUCAAAAAUAUUUCAUUGAAUUUGCGAUCAAAGAAGCAGCAAGGUUUAAAAAACGGGUCUUGAUUCAGCACUUAGAGCGAAUCCUAGAGGACAUAGAGCUCGGCGAGCUGCCCAACAGAAUUAACCACGUCAACAGUAGAUAAUGAUCAGCGUGCCACCGAGGAGGAGCCACACGCGUGCGGGGCCCAGGGAGAAAACGCGUCGCCUGUGUCGCAGAAGAGGAGGAAAGGGGACAGAAGAGGACGUGGCAGCAGAGAAGCCGGGCGACUUUUCCAUCGGAGUCGGAGAGGGAAAAGGGUGGUGUUUUCCCAUCCAUGGCCUUCUCUUUGCUGGGAAACAGAUGGAUUUGCCACGGCGGAAGGCGCUGUUUCCUCCCUCGCUCCCUCCCUCCUUGUUCUGCUGCGGAGGAGGGCCAGAUCCGAAGACCGAGGCCGGCGCCGCCUUCGCCUGCAGGUGAUGAGCCUUUACACUCCUCCUUUGAGCCUUUGUCCUGAGAUGCUUGAUGCUGCUCCCUUAGUGGGAUCGUUUUGAGAGCUGGCGAGAGAGAGGGAGACACAGAAAUAUGACCCCCUCUGGUUGUAGCAUUGCAUGUUGUUGCUCUAGGCGCUGAGGAAGGGUAAAUGCAAGUGGUGAGAAUGUAAAGCGGAGUUGCUGAAACUGGGUUGAGGCGCAAGCAGUGGAGCGCCUACUGCUCCUUCCUUCCUAGCAUCCUACCUCAGCCUCUCUUCUCUUUUGUCUGCAGACUGUAUGAAAAGUGCGCCCGAGGCUCCCCCAGGUCCAGAACUUCGGUUCUCUUCCAUCCUGUGAGGAGGACACAGACUCUUCACGGUGGACUUGGCUUCGAAGCGCUUAGAGGAAACCGUGGGGCUCAAUAAUAACACUUUAGAAACACUGAAAAAACAAAACCCACCCCUUUUCCUUCCCUAUAUAUAUAUAUAUAACCUUUUAAAUGUUCAUACGAGAAAAGAUUAUUUUGGGCAGAUCUUUACUUUGAUAUAUUGGAAUGAUGUGUAUUCGUGUAUGUGUAUAUGUACAUACAUACAUACAUACAUAUAUAUAUAAAUGUAUAUGAGAGAUUUUUUUGGACACUUGUAUAUAAUAAAAAGAACAUUU
Molecule: messenger RNA, 3754 nt
Organism: Anolis sagrei ordinatus
Lineage: Eukaryota; Metazoa; Chordata; Lepidosauria; Squamata; Anolidae
Product: integrator complex subunit 6-like
Biological process (GO): snRNA 3'-end processing
Cellular component (GO): integrator complex
Source: RefSeq, a predicted model, not a curated record